CCCGCCCAGCCAUCAAUCGAGUCUGCAAUGAGGCAUUACUGAACAAGACAACUCCGGGCCCCAUCACCAGCGCCGUCCAGCCAGCAGCAGCGAGAACAUUCUCGACCACCAGCGCUCUCCUCAAGAGAAAGGCAAAUGCACCUCGCGGAGAUCGCCGAGUUAUGCUCAUCCGCUACUUCCUCUGGCACCCUCUCACUCCCCGUCCUCUCCGCUUCUCCCGAACCCGUUACCUCCGUCAUUGGACCAUCCACCGCGCCUGGCAACUCCACCAAGCCCAACAGCGCCGGGCACACCAGCUCGAGCUCCAGCGCCAGUACCAGGCCAUGUCGGCUGCGUGUGAGGAGCUGCGCACCGCCGCCGGCGAUGGCGGCAGGCUGUUCCGCAAAUCCAUGAACAAGAAGGGCGUGUAUACGGAUUUGGUGCCGAUUGAGUAUGGGCGGUUGCAGACUGAGGGGCCGAGUAAGGAGGGGUGGAAUCAUGAGUGGAAGAGGAUGGAGAAGAAAUAGAUUUCCUUUUCUUUUCUUUUUUUUUUU
This is a messenger RNA of Aspergillus wentii DTO 134E9, 533 nucleotides long. Its product is annotated as mitochondrial 54S ribosomal protein mL40. The record is from RefSeq and is a predicted model, not a curated record. The coding region runs from base 162 to 506 and encodes 114 amino acids. Gene Ontology annotation, molecular function: structural constituent of ribosome. The transcript has 2 exons. NCBI's taxonomy places the organism in Eukaryota, Fungi, Ascomycota, Eurotiomycetes, Eurotiales, Aspergillaceae. Gene Ontology annotation, biological process: mitochondrial translation.